AUGAUUUCCAGGAAGGUGCUGGUGGGGUCUCUUGUCUGCCUGGGUGCUGCUGCUGCAGUUAUCUGGGCUGUAGCUGGGAGUGGAAAAGUGCAUUACCUGCCCUACUACCUCCCCUGCCCUGAAAUCUUCUCCACAAAACUCCAAUAUACAGAAGAGAAGCCAAUCCAGCUUUUCCCCCAAUUAAUUUAUCUGCAGCCAAGAGUGCUGGCGCCAAAGCGCCAGGAUGUGCUGACAGUCACACCAUGGCUGGCCCCCAUCGUCUGGGAAGGCACCUUUGAUGCUGAGAUGCUGGACAGUGCCUACAGACCCCUCAACCUCACCAUAGGGGUGACAGCCUUUGCUGUGGGAAAGUACACCAGGUUCGUGCGGCGCUUCCUGGACUCGGCAGAGCAGCACUUCCUCCGGGGCUACAGGGUGAACUAUUACAUCUUCACCGACAGCCCCCAGAGCAUCCCCCAGCCCCAGCUGCAGCCGGGGCGCAGCCUGGUCACCGUCCCCGUGCCGGGGUACCCCAGCUGGCAGGAGAUCUCCAUGCGCAGGAUGGAGGCCAUCAACCAGCACGUGGCCAAGCAGAGCCAGGGCCAGGUGCAGUACCUGUUCUGCCUGGACAUUGACAUGGUGUUCCACAACCCCUGGGGCCCCGAGACCCUGGGGGACAUGGUGGCAGCCAUCCACCCCGGAUACUUCGACGUGCCACGAGAGCUGUUCCCUUAUGAGAGGAGGAGCUCCUCAGCAGCCUUCAUCCCUGAGGGAGAAGGGGAUUUCUACUAUGGAGGGGCCGUGUGGGGCUUGGUGGAGAAAGUCUAUGAGUUCACCAAGAUGUGCCACAUGACCAUCCUGGCAGACAAAGCCAACGGGAUCAUGGCAGCCUGGCAGGAGGAGAGUCACCUCAACAGGCACUUCCUGUCCCACAAACCCUCCAAGCUGCUUUCUCCAGAGUACAUAUGGGAUGACAGGAAGCCAAAGCCCCCCCAAAUCCACCUCAUACGUUUUUCCACGGUGAAUAAGAACUACAAAGAGGUCAGAAACUGA
This is a messenger RNA of Camarhynchus parvulus, 1032 nucleotides long. It is a transcript of the gene GBGT1, whose product is annotated as globoside alpha-1,3-N-acetylgalactosaminyltransferase 1 (FORS blood group). Gene Ontology annotation, cellular component: membrane; Golgi apparatus; vesicle. Gene Ontology annotation, biological process: carbohydrate metabolic process. Lineage: Eukaryota; Metazoa; Chordata; Aves; Passeriformes; Thraupidae. The record is from RefSeq and is a predicted model, not a curated record. Gene Ontology annotation, molecular function: globoside alpha-N-acetylgalactosaminyltransferase activity.